Molecule: messenger RNA, 2737 nt
Organism: Dipodomys ordii (Ord's kangaroo rat)
Lineage: Eukaryota; Metazoa; Chordata; Mammalia; Rodentia; Heteromyidae
Gene: Nckipsd
Product: NCK interacting protein with SH3 domain
Exons: 12
Coding region: 61-1965 (634 amino acids)
Biological process (GO): endocytosis
Molecular function (GO): Arp2/3 complex binding
Source: RefSeq, a predicted model, not a curated record
GUGGAACAGGAUAUUCUCCAAGCCAUUGACCGUGCCAUUGAGGCUGUACACAAUACAGCCAUGCGGGAUGGUGGCAAAUACAGCCUGGAGCAGCGCGGAGUCCUCCAGAAACUGAUCCACCACCGCAAGGAGACCCUGUCUCGAAGGGGCCCCUCCGUCUCCAGCGCUGCUGUUAUGACCCCAUCCACCAGUGACCAUCAUUUGGAUGCUGCUGUUGCUAGGCAACCCAAUGGAGUGUGUCGAACUGGGUUUGAACGGCAGCAUAGCCUGCCUAGUUCUGAGCAUCUUGGGCCUGAUGGAAGCCUCUACCAGAUCCCACCCCAGCCUCGUCGAGCGGCGCCUACCACUCCACCUCCCCCAGUGAAGCGCCGAGACCGUGAUGCCCUGGUGCUCUCUGGGAGUGGCAGCCGCCACGCUGGGCCCUCCGUGGGCAGUUCUACAUGCAGUGGCUCCUCAGUCAGCAGUACCUCCCUGGACACACUGUAUACCGGCUCUAGCCCCUCGGAGCUAGGCCCCAGCUGCUCGCCCACACCUCCCCCCGUGCCUCUCCGGAGUACCCACACCACUAUUUCCCAACCCCAGCCCCCGAAGCCUCCAAGCCCCGAACCCCCUGCCCAGGAAGCGGCUGCCGAUCCAACCCCAGCUCCCGAUGAUCUGGAGGCCCUGAGCUCCCUGAACUUGGGGACCACGGAGGAGAAGACAGUGGCGGAGACCACAGUGCCCAGAACCAUUGGGGCAGAGCUGAUGGAGCUGGUGCGGAGAAACACCGGGCUGAGCCACGAGUUGUGUCGCGUGGCCAUCGGCGUCGUCGUGGGUCACAUCCAGGCCUCGGUACCAGCCAGCGCACCCAUCAUGGAGCAGAUUCUCCUCUCGCUGGUAGAGGGAAAGGACCUGAGCACGGCCCUGCCUUCUGGGCAGGUCUGCCAUGACCAGCAGAGGCUGGAGGUGAUCUUUGCAGAUCUGGCUCGGAGGAAAGAUGACGCGCAGCAACGCAGCUGGGCUCUGUAUGAGGAUGAAGGCGUCAUUCGCUGCUAUCUGGAGGAGCUGCUUCACAUUCUGACUGACGCCGACCCUGAAGUUUGCAAGAAAAUGUGCAAGAAGAAUGAGUUCGAGUCCGUCCUGGCCUUGGUGGCCUAUUACCAAAUGGAACACCGAACAUCACUGCGGCUGCUGCUUCUCAAGUGCUUUGGCGCCAUGUGUAGCCUGGAUGCGGCCAUCAUCUCCACGCUGGUGUCGUCUGUGCUGCCCGUGGAGUUGGCACGGGACAUGCAGACGGACACACAGGACCACCAGAAACUCUGCUACUCGGCCCUCAUCCUCGCCAUGGUCUUCUCCAUGGGAGAGCCAGUGCCCUACGCACACUACGAACAUCUGGGCACCCCUUUCGCCCAGUUCCUCCUGAGUAUUGUUGAGGAUGGGCUGCCUUUGGACACCACCGAGCAACUGCCGGACCUCUGCGUGAACCUACUUUUGGCUCUCAACCUGCACCUGCCAGCACCUGACCAGAAUGUCAUCAUGGCCGCCCUGAGCACACACUCGAAUGUCAAGAUCUUCUCUGAAAAGCUGCUCUUGCUUGUGAACAGAGGGGAUGACCCCGUUCGCAUCUUCAAACACGAGCCCCAGCCACCCCACUCUGUCCUCAAGUUCCUACAGGACGUGUUCAGCAGCACGUCCACGGCCGCCAUUUUCUACCACACAGAUAUGAUGGCUCUCAUCGAAAUCACUGUUCGCCACAUCGCUGACCUGUCACCAGGAGACAAGCUGCGCAUGGAGUACCUGUCCCUGAUGUAUGCUGUGGUCCGCUCCACACCCUACCUGCAGCACCGCCAUCGGCUGCCUGACCUGCAGGCCACGCUCCGGCGCAUCCUAUUGGAGGAGGAAGUUUCGCCCCAGUGCCAGAUGGACCGCAUGAUUGUCCGAGAGAUGUGCAAAGAAUUCCCAGUGCUGGGAGAAGCCCCCAGCUAGCAUUUCCCUUUUUUUCUCCCUUCCCUGUAGCCCUGGUCAGGGUUACAGGGGACUUCAAGGAGGGGGGUUUACCCUAAGAUCAUUUUGCACUGGCAUUAGGAGUGGAUAAAGAAGCAGAAGGACCCCCACCCCCACUGCGCACACUUGAAGUGGAACAUAAUGAUGCACGGGGCCAAAUGUAGGAUUGGGGACCAAGGUGUGGGAGCUCCACUGGGACGGAAGAAAUGUGCAAGCUGAAGUUCAAUUCCCCGCCUCUUCAGCAUGCCACCCCGCCCCCCACCCCCUGUACCCACGUGCACACCCACAGUCCUGCUAUCGCUCCAGGCUGGGCCAGAGUUCCUCACCCUUUAUCCUGCCUGCUCUGAGUCCUGGCAGCCGCAGAGCCGUGCCCUUGGGGCGGAGGGAGAAGCCCCUCCCACCAGCUCUUUGCCUUAGCUUUGCAGUGAGUUUGUCGCUCAUGUGCAGCCCUGUCUCUGUACCCUUUCUCCCCCCCCUCCCCUAAUAAGGAUCUGUGCCCACCCCACUCACCCACCCACCCCACUGCUUUCAACCCCCCCAGAGGCCUUGGCCAACCCUGCUACUUGCCAAGCAGGAUUCUUGGAAACAGUCCAUCCAGCCUGAAACCUCAUGAAACAGGACGAUGGCACCAAGAAUGAAAACAAAUGAAUCUUAUUUUCUCUGUUUCAAAAAAAAAAAUGCAGACCGAAAAGCCAUGUGUAUUUUCCUAUGUGCUGCAGCUCAUCUUUGGAAAUAAAUUACAGUCAUCUGGAAA